Molecule: messenger RNA, 1803 nt
Organism: Rhipicephalus microplus (southern cattle tick)
Lineage: Eukaryota; Metazoa; Arthropoda; Arachnida; Ixodida; Ixodidae
Product: GTP cyclohydrolase 1 feedback regulatory protein
Biological process (GO): negative regulation of biosynthetic process
Cellular component (GO): nucleus; cytoplasm
Molecular function (GO): GTP cyclohydrolase binding
Source: RefSeq, a predicted model, not a curated record
CUCGAAAGAAAAGGACUUGCGUGACACAAGUAGACAGCGCGUAUGCGCACGUGGGUCGCGCGACGCAGCUGACGAAGCCGUUCGCGCGUGCGGACUUUCGUGCUCGGUGUCGCAGUUAGCCGGGAUUCCGCGAUGCCGUACCUGUUGAUCUCAACCCAGAUCCGACUGGAGAACGGGCCGACCAUCGUAGGAGACCGAAACAGCGAUCCCACUCUGAUGGAGCAUCUCUGCGCGCGGAAAAUCACCCAGCCCGGAAACGACUUCCCUGAGUACCGGACCGACGACCCGCCUCGCACAGUGCUGAACAAGCUAGAGCUGAUGGGCUACCGCGUGGUGGCAAUGUCUGGCAUCGGCCAGACAUGCAUAUGGACCUUGCACAAGCAGUGAUUCCGCUUGCCACGUCAUACCGUGCUUUGCAUUUACCGCUCGUGAUCAUGGCUAGCAUCGAUCGCUUGUCUUGUGCUUUCGUUUUACUCCUGUUUUGUCUCGAACUGCUUAUAACGCUGCUGCUUGAAUCAGUGCUUCUCUCGCACUUUCGCUUAUUCUCUAAGCCUGCUUCAUUUUCAACUGCUGGCAGUUGCUGGGUUAUAGGGUCCACUCGCUUUACCUGGGGCCAGACCACUGUUUUUGUCACUAUCGCUGAUGUGACCUUUCUCAAGCAUUCAUGUAACUCUGCCUCAUUGUGAUAUACUGUGGAGAUUUUCAUGUUCCUCCACACUAAGUUUCCAUUUAAUCUCCAAUAGGAUUUGAAAAUGGCCAUUUUGCUGAUUGGCUGGCAUGAAAGAAUUUUAGAUGUUCAGAGCAGCAACAGCGAAUAUAUUUACACCUACAGGCGGGUGUGUUCUUUUGCCUGUUAUGCGUAGUAGCAUGGCCGGGGUGGAGGGGGAGACAUUUUUUUCCCUCGUACUUUCUUUUUUUUCAAGCCCAAACAUAUAUAGACAUUGACCCUUUUGCACAGUGCCAGUAGCGCUAUUGACCACAUGCAGCGCAUAUAAUGCUAAACAAGAGACCAUAUCUGUUCAAUUGCCAUACCUGAAAUGUCGCUGCUGAAAAGCUGGUCUUUACUUUUAACGGUUCCAAAGUGGAUGGCCCGAUGCCACACCGACGACCAAUUAAAUUAAUGGCAGCUGAAGUGUAGAUACGAACAAUGAAUGUGUUUUCGCUUUACGUCUUGCUUAUGUGCUUGCUUUACAUCGGCAAUGCUCGCCACCUUCAGUCUCCCCUUUUUGUCCUGUUUUCUGCGCAGUUUAUGAAUCCCUACCAACAGUCUUGAAUUUCCUCUUUGGUUCUGCUUUUCUGAACUCUUAACCAGUGCAGUUUGCAACGACUCCUACUUGGUAUAUGAACAUUGUGAUAGUUUACCGACGUAGCCAUCGCACUUCACGCUAGAGCAAAGCAGCCGCGUGACGCCAAACGCAACUGCUGCUGCUUCUCUGCUGUGGGUUGCCGGAGAGCAAUGUCAAGUUACCGACACCAGGGCGCAUAUCAAGAAAAGGUGAAGCAUUUACAGCUUCCUGUUAUGUUCAACAUGACUAUGCGAGAUGUGGGUCAACCAAGGAUCAAACACCGCGGUAUUCAUGGCGUAUUCUGCCGAAGCAGGGAGACCUUGUUCAAAGUACUGAGGAACUUACUCUCAUUGUUGGCUUAUCAGGCUUCUUUGUAGUUUUGUUGCUAAACAUAAAUUUUUAUUUGUUACGUGCGUGUCAAAUGAGUCACUCCUUUAUACAUCUUUUCAAUUUUUGUAAUCAUAUGAAGUCUAGCAUAAAAAAUUACUUACGAGACUAAAUGUACAUUCUGCAAACA